This is a messenger RNA of Knipowitschia caucasica, 597 nucleotides long. Lineage: Eukaryota; Metazoa; Chordata; Actinopteri; Gobiiformes; Gobiidae. The record is from the annotation of a GenBank genome assembly.
AUGGACGGAGCGUGGGAAUUGGGGGAGGAUUGUGGUCGGAGAGAAUCAGAGGAAUUUGCUCAGGCGGUGACGUGUCGGAGAAUUGGGGGGUGGUGCCGGCCGGUAGAGGGGGAUAGAAGGGGAAAGAGAGGAAAGAGAAGAGAGAGAGGGGAGAAGAAAAGAGAUGGAAAGAGGAAAGAAAAGGAAAAGGGAGAGGGUGGAAGAGAAAAAGGGGGGGGAAGGGAGGCAAGAGGGGGAGGGAAGAAAAAGGAAGGAAGAAGAGGAGGAGGAGAGGAGGAGAAGAAGGGAGAGAAGAAAGAUGGGAAAGAACAAAGAGAGAAAAAUAGGGGGAAGGGAAGGGAAAGGAGAAAAGGGAGAAGAAGGGGGGGGGGGGGAAAAAAGAGGAAGAAGAGAGGGAAGAGGGGGCGACAAGACAGAGGAAGGGGGGAGGGGGAAGCAGGGGGGGAGAAAGAAACAGAAAGGGGAAGGAGAGAAAGGAAAGAGGGGGGGGAGAGAGGAGAGGGGGAGAAGGAGGGGAGAGAGAAGGGAGAGAGACAAGGAGGGGGGGGAAAGGAGGAGAGGGAGAGAAGAGGGAGAGGGGAAAGGAAAGAAAGAUGA